UUUAAUUCAUUAUGCUUAUUUUUUCUGAUCUUGUACCAUUUAUUUAUCUUUUUUUUCCUCAGCCUAUAUAUUAAAAAUUGAAAAAUCUUGACCUCAUUAGUGUAGAAGUACGUCAUAAUAAUCUAGAGGUAAAAAUAUAUAGUAGUUUUACUAUUAUAAAAUCAUCAAUAAGCUUGCGAAUCUUGAGAUAUGAGAGAUAUUUCUUGAACAAAAAUUUUGAGCCGAAUACAACUCCAAACUUGCGAAUUUAACAUGGCCGCAGGUUUAGCUACUAAGAUAAAAAUUCAUUUUCUCCAAUCUCCGCAUUGUUCGCUCCUUUUUUCCUGCUGGUCUAUUCAUGUAAAACUAACAUGAAAAUCAAAUUUCAAACAUAAAAAGGAAAUAUAGUAGAAACCCAAAAUUCCAGGACCCAAAGGGCAACCAUUUCUCUUUGCCUUUACCAUUUUAUCCUGCAUUGUCAUUAUCAAUGUCAAUGCUAUUCCAAAAGGCUCAAAUCUUAUCAGCAGCAAUCUUGCUGCUCUUCUUCAAUUUUAUUUUCACUUUCAUUUCCUCCACAGAAGCAACCGGAUUCAACUGGGUCCAACAAGAGUUCCUCAAAUCCCACAAUGAUCUGAGAGCAAGCGUUGGCGUCCCACCCUUGCAGUGGGACGCCAACCUGGCUGCGUUCUCCCUAUCCUGGGCGAACCAGCGCAAACAACACUGCGAUUACAGGCAACAUUCGACGAGUCCAUAUGGGGAAAACAUAUUCUGGGAACUCUACAGACAGAACACUGCCACCAGCAUUGUCCAGAAAUGGUUCGCGGAGAAACAGUUUUUCAACCACGCGACGAAUCAAUGCAAUUGCAACCCUGAACGUGCGGGGUGUGAAUGUGGGCAUUAUUUGAAUGUUAUAUGGAAAACUACCACCAAAGUUGGUUGUAGUGGAUUUGUUUAUUGCGAUGAUCAAAAGGGCGCGAUUGUUGUAUGCUCAUAUGAUCCUAUUGGGAAUUAUAAGGGUGUCAACCCUUUGAAUCCCGGUAAUAAUGUGGCUGCCACGUCACCAGUUUUACAGCCAAAAACGGUGAACACUGGUAAUGUGCAACGUGGCAGAGGUAGAAAACGCAAUGUGGGUGUAAGGUCACCAGUUCUGUUGAGACGCCCUUCGAUUCCCAGGAAAUCUGGACGUGGCAAAGGUAGAAAAAACAAGCGUGUUUAAAGAUUUCUGAUUUCAGUAUUGGAGCAUCGCCAUGAUUAAUGGCGAUGCUCCAACAAUAGGUGAGAUAUGAUCUCCAAUGUAACACUAUGUGUGAUCAGAAUGUAAAAAUGCUCCGCUUCUGUCAAACUCAUACAUUAAUUCAAUUGACAUUUUCCUGAUU
Messenger RNA from Lycium barbarum (goji berry), 1355 nucleotides. Its product is annotated as pathogenesis-related protein PRMS-like. The transcript is spliced from 2 exons. Bases 467 to 1195 code for a protein of 242 amino acids. The record is from RefSeq and is a predicted model, not a curated record. Lineage: Eukaryota; Viridiplantae; Streptophyta; Magnoliopsida; Solanales; Solanaceae. Gene Ontology annotation, cellular component: extracellular region.